Mesorhabditis belari is the source of this 1188-nucleotide messenger RNA. The record is from the annotation of a GenBank genome assembly. NCBI's taxonomy places the organism in Eukaryota, Metazoa, Nematoda, Chromadorea, Rhabditida, Rhabditidae.
AUGAUCGAUUCUCCGAUUCGCUUGAAUACAUUUUAUAAAAACAGCAAAAAAUCCAUCCCUUUCUCAUCAGUCGAGAGUUUUGACUCAAGAUCAAAUGCUGUAGCUGUCAGUGGAGAUACAAUUCCUUCAAAAGUUUCUCCAAUUCGAACAAAUGUAAACACACAUGCGCACGUAUUUCGGAGGAAACAAAACGAGUUGACAAGGAAUGUUCGAGGCUCUGUAAUCUUAAUCCCAGCUAAAGGAGCAAAUCCAAGUCCGCCAACGAUCGCCCCAGCAAUAACAACCAAUACGAUUAAAGCGAUUCGACCCGGUCCCAUCACUCGUCACUACUACAAACCGAAUACCCCUUUCACUACUCCAACACCAUUGCUGAGCACUCAAGUUGUGAUAGAUUCCGAGCAAGAGAUCGAUGCCGAGCCGCUCGUCGUCUUGAAUGGACAAAAGAGGCCAGCUAUCGUUUCUUCUGGAUUUCGAGCCACAAUCAUGACAUCAACAACAUCAUCAAUCACAACUCGUUCAAUUUCUUUUCCAACAACCAUCUCUAGAGCAACUCCAUCGGGGAAAGAGUUAGCGAUCGUCAGCGAUGCUCCGUGUUUCUUGAAAUAUUCCCAUCGAGCUUUACCAAACUAUGAGGAAAAAGCGUUGAAUGGAGUGUCUCUACGGGAUUGUCUCGUCACUUGUCUCUACACUUCUGAUCUCUAUUGUGCCAGUGUCAACUAUGAUUUUAGUAGAAAGAUCUGCAUAGUGAAUGGUGGAAGUUCAUCACAAACGAAAACAGCGCUUCAAACAUCGAAAACGAUUGACUACUACGAGAAUGUCUGUCCACCAGCGCAACCAAGAACACCAGAUCAACUCAUCAUUCCCAGCUUUAUCAUUUCUCGAUGUUUAACUCCAAUUGUGAAUACGAUACUGGAAGAUCUUGAUGCGUCACUUGUCACAUCCGCUCAAACAUUGGAAGAGUGUCAAAGUGAGUGUUUGCGUGGGAGAGGGAGACGGGGAAAAGUGUGUGGUGGAAUGAAUUGGAUUCGAGCCACAAAUGGUUGCAUGAUUUUCCCUCCACAAUAUGAUCGACAACAACUCUCUUUCGCAAAAGAUGUCACUUUCUUUAUGAACUCAUGUACAGAAGAAAGUUUUGAUGAAGCAAAAAAAGAGAAAACAAAAAACGACUAUUACGAAGAUUUCGCUCAA